AUGGCCAAGCCAAACCCCUCCGCCCCCAACAUUCCCUGGUUCCCUGGCUCUGUGACAUCACAGCCUCCUCUCUGCUCUGCCGGCUUCAGAGGCGGGUACCUGGAGUGCAAGCAACAUCGCACCCUCCCCCCGCCCAGCCAGCAUCAUCAACUCGACAUCAUCAUCAACAUCAGCAUUUACGUUUACGGAGCUUUUACAAUGUACCAGGCAGCAGCCCACCAAAGCCUGGCCUCGAAGAUCUUCUGUUUAUGCUGCAGAGACUGUGAAGAGCCCUGUGCCAUGGAUGACUCCAAGGUCCCCAGUCAAACCCAAGAGCCUCAGCCAUCGACCUGCAGCUUGCAGAAGGAGGAGGUGGCCAGCAAGAAUUCCACUGUAGAUGCUAACGAAGCCUCCCGCUUACCUUUGGGACAACCUCUGAUCCACCCAGAAAAGAGAGCCUCCUCCACCAGCAACAAUGAGUAUGAAGAACUGAACACACAUGUGUGCCCAAGAGGCUUUUACAAGAGCAACCUAAACCGCUACUCUCAGGAUCACUGUCCAUUCCAGCCGUGCCACACUGGGAGACCCUGAGCAUUCUAGUCCACAGCUCCCAGGCAGGCCUCCAGGACUGCACGCUGCUGGAGGGGCUCCAGGAGGAAGGGGGUGGUGAGCAGGGGCCAUGAAGACAGAUUCAGAAACUCCCGCAGAGGAGGAGAAGACGUCUGAGCCACCUCUGUGCCACCAGCA
Molecule: messenger RNA, 726 nt
Organism: Mirounga angustirostris (Northern elephant seal)
Lineage: Eukaryota; Metazoa; Chordata; Mammalia; Carnivora; Phocidae
Gene: TEX48
Product: testis expressed 48
Exons: 6
Coding region: 1-570 (189 amino acids)
Source: RefSeq, a predicted model, not a curated record